Messenger RNA from Phragmites australis (common reed), 1185 nucleotides. RefSeq lists its product as uncharacterized. Bases 174 to 827 code for a protein of 217 amino acids. NCBI's taxonomy places the organism in Eukaryota, Viridiplantae, Streptophyta, Magnoliopsida, Poales, Poaceae. The transcript has a single exon. The record is from RefSeq and is a predicted model, not a curated record.
UAGCUAAUCAAGCACGCCUUGCACUGAGCGCUCAGCAGAGCGAAGCUCAGAUCACGGAAGGAGGUUACUGAUUCGAUAGUAAAUCUGUUGUGCAUUUGCGUAUAAUCCAGUUCGCCACCACGGAUCUUGCCGUCGAACCCGACAGGAGGAUCUAGCCGGCCGGCUGCGGCGGCAUGGAGCCAGGGUUCGGGAAGCGCCUGGUGCACGUGCUGCGCGCCGUCUACCACAUGCUGCGCCGCGGCCUCUGCUGCAAGCGCCUCAUGAUGGACCUCCACCUGCUGCUCGGCCGCGGAAAGCUCGCCGGGAAGGCGCUCCGCAACCUCGUCGCCGCGGUGAACCACCCGCAUGCCGCCCACACCGCUGCUGCCGGCGCCGAGGCGUCGCCGUCCUCGGCGCUGUCGUUUAGCCACGACCCCAGGGACGUGGAGUUCAGCUGCACCACCACGCCGUCGUACGCGCCGAGGGCCCUGUUCCCCUUCAGGAUCCGCGGCGGCCGCGGGGCCAGCCGGGGCGGCGGCGGCGGCCUCAACGUCGCCGAGGUAUCGCGCGUCUUCGAGAGGAUGAACGCCGAGGAGGCAGGCGCCGGCGCGGAGACGCCGUCGGCGGCUGGGGCCACGCCCUCGCCCAUGCUUGCCCUCAGCCUCGGCCGCAGCCCCGCGGGGGUCCGGCACCUGCGCGUCACCGACUCGCCAUUCCCCGUCGAGCCGGAGGGCGUCGACGAGCGCGUGGACGCCCACGCCGACGACUUCAUAAAGAGGUUCUACGAGCAGCUCCAGCUGCAGCAGGCGUUCGCCACGCCGGACAACUGCGUCCGCCGCCGUGGCUAGGCACCCGGCCAAUCGUGCGUGCUUGCGUGUGUCCGUGCAUGGCGCAGAUACCGAGGCAUGCGAACUACAAAUAUGUGGCCAUAGCGUCCAACUGUUUCACUGUCAUAUCACCAUAUAUAUGUGGGUUUCUAAUUUUUCUACCUGCAUGCAUGUGUAAUUUUCAUUUCGUUUGCCGAUGAGACGAGAUAAAAGACGGGUUUGCAGGAGCCCCGACAUGUGUAUCUGUCAAACUUACUCUCUGCAUAUAUGCAUACGAUAUGAAUUGGUAAAUUUUGAACAUUUCAAUUCAAGGAACAUGUGUUACGGUUUAAGUGGGCGUACAUAUUUAUUUAGAAAAGCUUAAAUAUCUGCCCGUUUG